Synchiropus splendidus (mandarinfish) is the source of this 2901-nucleotide messenger RNA. Its product is annotated as hydroperoxide isomerase ALOXE3-like. Gene Ontology annotation, molecular function: protein binding; oxidoreductase activity, acting on single donors with incorporation of molecular oxygen, incorporation of two atoms of oxygen; iron ion binding. The transcript is spliced from 15 exons. The coding region runs from base 126 to 2135 and encodes 669 amino acids. Gene Ontology annotation, biological process: lipid oxidation; linoleic acid metabolic process. The record is from RefSeq and is a predicted model, not a curated record. NCBI's taxonomy places the organism in Eukaryota, Metazoa, Chordata, Actinopteri, Syngnathiformes, Callionymidae.
GUUCCUUGUUCCUUUCACACGACUGCAACUUCGUCGGCUGUACGUCCUGAAGUCCCGCUGCGUGCACACUUCACAAGGUGAAGGGAACAGUUGCUCUAAAGAGACCAGCGCUAGUGAGAGCGAACAUGGCCAAGUACCAGCUGGAGGUCACAACAGGGGACUUGUGUUUAGCCGGGACGUUUGACUACGUCUACAUCACCCUGAUCGGUGAGAAGGGUCUGAGUGAGAGGACUUCUUUGGACAACUACGGCUUGGACUUCCAACCUGGGGCUGUGGGAAACUACACUGUCAACAGCGACAAAGAUCUGGGUCAGAUUCUACUGGUGAAGGUGGAGAAAGAUCCCUACUUCUUCUACUCAUCGGAGGAUGAAUGGUACUGCGCCAAAAUAGUGGUGAAGACUCCUGGGGGGGAGUCCAUCUCCUUCCCCUGCUACAGAUGGGUGUCCAGGGGAGAAUUUGUGGAGCUUCGCAGCGGGAAAGCUGUGAAGGCGUCUGAGGAAAAAUACCCGCUCUUGAUCAACCACAGGAAAACUGAACUGGUCAUGAAAAGAGGCAUUUACAUAUGGAGCGAGGACGAGGCGGGGCUUCCUCACACCAGCAAACUAAAGCUGGCCGAGCUUCCAGCUGAAGUGCUCUUCACUGAUGCCAAGACCAGGGACUUGAAGCAACAAAAACAAAUGCUAGGCAUUGAGCUGAAGAUGAAAGGGCUGGUUGGGUCGGAUGAAAGAUGGAAACAGAUCCAAGACCUGAAGAGGGUCUUGUCCUACAAAAAGACAUUCAUUUCAGAGUAUGUUGAGCAGCACUGGAAGGACGAUGACUUCUAUGGCUACCAGUUUCUCAACGGCGUGAACCCUUGUCUGAUCAAGCGCUGCUCACAGCUCCCGCCAAACUUCCCAGUCACUGAGGAAAUGGUGAAACCAUUCUUGAGAGAAGGCAGCACUCUGGAGAAGGAAAUGAAGGAAGGCAACAUAUUUCUCACCGACUACAGGAUAUUGGAGGGAAUACCGACACGAAGUUAUGAGGGCAAACGUCUGCAUGUCACUACAGGCUUCUGUUUGUUCUACUUGAACAAGGAGACGCAAAUGAUGCCGGUGGCGAUCCAGCUCUGUCAACAACCAUCAGACAAGAACCUCAUCUUCCUGCCGAGCGACUCCGACAGUGACUGGACGUUGGCCAAGAUGCACAUCAGAAAUGCAGAUUUCCUGAUUCACCAGUCGGUCGUUCACUUCCAGAACACUCACGGUCUGGCUGAAGUCUUUAUUGUGGCUCUGGUUCGCUGCUUUCCAGUCGUCCAUCCUGUUUACAAGUUGCUGAUUCCGCACUGCAGAGGAACUUUGUAUAUCAACCAAGAUGGACGGAAAGUUCUUCUGGGACCGACGGGCCCAUUCGCUAAAAGUUCCCUUGGACUAGAAGGCAUAACGGAGCUCAUGAAAAAGUGUCUCGCGGAGAUCACCUACAGCUCCCUCUGUCUGCCGGACGACAUCGCCGACCGAGGCCUGGAGUCGGUCCCCAACUUCUACUACAGAGACGACGGCAUGAAGCUGUGGAGCAUCAUCAACGGGUUCGUGCAAGAGGUGGUGGGGCACUACUAUCCCACCGAUGCUGACGUCAUCGAAGACUCUGAGCUCCAGAGCUGGGUUCAGGAUAUCUUCAUUCAUGGAUUCCUGAAGAACAAAUCCUCAGGAAUCCCCGCGAGCCUCGCCACCGUGCAAGAGCUAGCCAAGUAUAUCACCAUGGUGAUCUUCAGGGUGUCCACCCAACAUGCAGCUGUCAACAGUGGACAGUUUGACUACCAGUCCUCCGUCGCGAAUGGAUCCCUGCUGCUGUGCAAACCACCACCAACCACUAAAGGAGAGUCCAGCUUACAGACUAUUUUGGACACGUUCCCCAAUGUCGGCGAGACAGUGAGCUUCGUAGCGUUGGCCGCUCUGCUGUCUGAGACGUUCAAUGAUUUUGUACCUCUGGGUUCAUACCCGGAGGAACGCUUCACUGAGCCUGCCCCCAAGAGGAUGAUCGCGGAGUUCCAGAAGGCCCUGUCCGACUUCAGUGCCGAGGUCACAGCCCGGAAUUCACAACUUAAAAUUCCAUACACGUACCUGUACCCACCUGAGAUUGAGAACAGCAUUGCAAUUUAAGAAAGCAGGCGGUGGUGGCGCUGUUGUUACAUUGGCUGCUUUAUAUGUAACUUGUUUGCAGCAAAUUCAUAACAACAACAUCAUCAAAUAUUGGAUUUUGGGCAUAAAUAAUGAACGUAGCUAUGAUAAGUGUUUCAUCAUACAAAAUUCCGACAUAUUCCUUGUUUAUUUCAGUCUAAUAGGCUCAGAUAAGUAGCGCAAGUAGCUUGAUAUACGGUGUACAAAAAGUACGUGUUGCUAAAGCGGGAUUUAUUCUCAUCAUCACAAGCACACGACUGCGCAGAACAAUUUCUAACAUAAAAAAAAACAUAUCUAUGAAAAUCGAGUGGCUACAAAUGAACGUCCUUCCACCCAUUCAACGGUGCAACUGAAGCCUAAAAGAAAGACUAAAGACUAAAAAAUGUUGCUCAUGUUUUAUAGAUCAUUGUCUGACACUAAUUCAAAUAUCCAGAUAGAUAGCAUUUUCACACAUAUGACGGCUUAUCACAAAAGAUCAUAACAAAACCUGCUAAAGAAUUUGAAAACAGCCGUGUCAAAUAGGAAUUCAUCAAAAUAAGGGUGACUCUUCUUCUCUCUGACUGUCUUAAUCUAUUGACCUCAUCACUUAAAUCAUGAGUGUGAUAUUACAUUCUAUUACAUGAUAUUAAAUGUUAUGAACGUGGUGGUCUGCUCUGGGAGAAUUCUUCAUCUAGGAAACCUUCUCUGACUUGUGGAUGGAACAAACCUCAAAACUCUUUAUUAAAACUUAACCGUGUGAAACUCAUCA